CUCUCUCUAUCCCUCUUUUUUUCUUCCCCUCUCUAUCUUUUCUAUCUGCUAUAUCGUCUUACAACUGCCGAAUUUUCAUAAAAUCCUCUUUCUGACGCUUUUCUUUCAUUUAUUCUUUCUAGUGAAAUCCACACUUGCCCAGCAAGACAUUUAUAUAGUGUUUUUUUUCGACACGGAACAAAAACAACCACAACAAUAUCAACUGUCCCAGUGAGCACGGCAUAAACGACAAUCAACAUGAGUUCUGAUAUUGCAGAGCGCAUUGCCAAUGCCCGCAAGGAAGCAGAGUUCUUGAAGGACAAGAUCAGGGAAAAGAAGAGCGCACUCAAUGACACGUCCUUGAGAGUCAUGUCUCAAGAGCUGGAGCCAUUGACGCGCAUCGGAAUGCGUAUCCGACGAGUGCUCAAGGGUCAUCUGGCAAAGAUUUACGCCAUGCAUUGGGCCAUGGACAAGAGGCAUCUGGUCUCAGCCUCACAGGAUGGAAAGUUGAUCGUCUGGGAUGCUUACACAACCAAUAAGGUGUAUGCCAUCCCUCUGCGGUCGUCCUGGGUCAUGACCUGCGCCUAUGCGCCGACAGGCAACUUUGUCGCCUGCGGUGGUCUCGAUAACAUGUGUUCGAUCUACAAUCUCCGUACUCGGGAAGGAGCUGUGAAGGUGGCACGAGAAUUGAGUGCACAUUCUGGUUAUCUCUCCUGCUGCCGAUUCCUGAACGACCGGCAGAUCCUGACGUCGAGUGGAGACAUGAGCUGUAUGCUGUGGGAUAUCGAUGCAGGAAUAAAGGUCAUGGAAUUCAACGACCAUACGGGCGAUGUCAUGAGUUUAUCGCUUUCACCCGAUCAGCGCUUAUUUGUUUCUGGAGCGUGCGACUCUACAGCAAAAGUGUGGGACAUUCGAUCUGGACGCUGCGUUCAGACAUUUACUGGACAUGAAUCCGAUAUCAACGCUGUGCAAUUCUUCCCCAACGGCGAUGCAUUUGGAACUGGGUCAGACGAUGCGUCGUGUCGCUUAUUCGACCUUCGAGCGGAUCGCGAGAUGAACAUCUACACACACGACAACAUUCUCUGCGGCAUCACCUCGGUCGCGUUCUCGAUCUCUGGACGGCUCAUGUUUGCAGGAUACGAUGAUUUCAACUGUAAUGUCUGGGACACCCUGCGUGGUGAGCGAGUCGGCGUGCUGAUGGGACACGAAAACCGUGUCAGCUGUUUGGGAGUUGCAAGCGAUGGUAUGGCGAUGUGUACUGGAAGCUGGGACACGACGUUGAAGGUCUGGUCUUGAUCGCGACUGUAGGACAUUUUUUCGAGUUCAGGACCAAACAACUGCUGCUUUCUAUAGCCAUCCGCUGCCGCAUCUCUUUCUUUCUCUCUCUCUCUCUCUCUCUCUCUCUCUCUCUCUCUCUCUCUCUCUCUCUCUCUCUCUCUCUCU
Molecule: messenger RNA, 1422 nt
Organism: Gamsiella multidivaricata
Lineage: Eukaryota; Fungi; Mortierellomycota; Mortierellomycetes; Mortierellales; Mortierellaceae
Product: WD40-repeat-containing domain protein
Exons: 4
Coding region: 238-1275 (345 amino acids)
Biological process (GO): G protein-coupled receptor signaling pathway
Cellular component (GO): cytoplasm; heterotrimeric G-protein complex
Molecular function (GO): signaling receptor complex adaptor activity; protein binding
Source: RefSeq, a predicted model, not a curated record